AUGUUGCGUAUAUGUACCGGUAAAAGUGCUCAAAUUUGCCUGAAUUCUACUUUCAGAACCGCAAGAUUGAGGUCUGCAAACUAUCAAUUUGCAGGUGCCUCUUUUGUGCGCUUCAACUCCUCCAAUUCCUCUGAUCCACUCGUCUCAAAAUCGGAAAUUCAGACACAACUACCGUCAUUUGACGAGACUACAUCAUCUGCCGUGGAUGCUGGUUUGGCAGUCAGCGAUCAGAUAUCGCAGGUUGUCGGAGAAGCCUCGAGCCAUGUGGGAUAUCUCAGCAGUAUAGGCAUGGCCAAGUCGUGGUGGUGGCCACCUGAACUAAUUCAGAACAUCAUGGAGCAAAUUCAUGUGUAUUCAGGUCUACCUUGGUGGGGUACGAUUGCCACUACCACAAUUUUGGUGCGUCUUCUGAUGUUUCCUCUUUACGUCAAAUCGUCUGAUACCAUGGCGCGGAAUUCUAAAAUCAAGCCAGAAAUGGACGCCAUAAAUGCAGAGCUGAUGGCCGCUACUGAUAUGGUGGAGGGCCAACGCGUCGCAAUGAAAAGAAAGAAACUAAUGGCAGAUAAUGGUAUCAAGAACAGGUACUUAGCAGCUCCCAUUCUUCAGGUGCCGCUAGCCCUGGGCUUUUUUUCAGGCAUCAGGCAAAUGGCUAACUACCCUGUCGACGGCUUCACCAACCAAGGUAUAGCAUGGUUUUCUGAUUUAUCCUUGGCAGAUCCAUAUCUAGGAUUGCAAAUCAUCACCGCUUCUGUUUUCAUCUCGUUCACGAGGCUCGGUGGUGAAACGGGUGCCCAGCAAUUUUCGCCGAUGAUGAAAAAUGUCUUUACAGUUCUGCCUCUACUCUCGAUUCCAGCAACCAUGAAUCUCGCUUCAGGGGUGGUGUUGUAUUUUGCUGUUAAUGGAGCUUGCUCUGUUUUGCAAACUUUGACUUUGAGAAACAAGUGGUUCAGACAGAAAUUGAACAUUGCAGAGGUUGUUAAACAUGAACCAACACCUGGCGCGCCUGCGAAAGGCAUUAUUGAGACUUUCAAGGAAAAUAUGGAGAAGGCCAGGCAGCAGGCAGAAAGGAGACAGGCUAUGCAGGACAACGAGAAAAAAUUGCAAGCGUCUGCGAAAGAGCUCAAGAGCAAUAAGAAUAUUAAGAUUGUUCACAGAAGCGAUUUUAAAAAAUCCAGAAACUGA
Molecule: messenger RNA, 1182 nt
Organism: Lachancea lanzarotensis
Lineage: Eukaryota; Fungi; Ascomycota; Saccharomycetes; Saccharomycetales; Saccharomycetaceae
Gene: OXA1
Product: LALA0S07e01288g1_1
Exons: 2
Coding region: 1-1182 (393 amino acids)
Biological process (GO): protein insertion into mitochondrial inner membrane from matrix; mitochondrial respiratory chain complex IV assembly
Cellular component (GO): mitochondrial inner membrane
Molecular function (GO): membrane insertase activity
Source: RefSeq, a predicted model, not a curated record